UCUACAUUGAUCAAUAAUGAAAUGAAUCAUAAAAUUAUAGUGAAACCAUACGGAGAUCCAAAUGUAGAAAGUGAAUACAUUCCCAAGGAGGGAAUUGUGAAAAAUAAAAUAAAUUUCUGGGAGGAACAUUCGAGGAAAUUACUUGAAAAACAUAGUGUUAUGAACAUUCCAAAGGAGAAUAAUGUGAGAAAAAAGUUCAAGCUUGCGGAAUCAGGAAAUCAUUCCUGUUCGGGUCCUUGUACAGGGUUUUAUUUCAACAGCCGCGAGACUCUCACGUCAACUGGAUCUUCAGACUUUCCUAGCACAAGCAGUGGAAUCACAUCACUGUCCAGACUUACAAGUGAAUCUGGAAAUGAAUUCAAUGAAAAUAGACAACCGAAUGAAGAUGAUCUUAAAUUUGAUGGACAGGUCCAAUCGCAAGCAAAUACUGUGAGGGAAAUAGGGAUUAACACAUCUUACGGAAAUAUAUCAGAUAAUGCAGAGAUGGAUGAAGCUAUUGGGCCAAUUCUGGAUCCAGUGUUGGAAUGGAAUUAUCCAAAGCGCUUUCAAGAUGAAAUGUUCCUACCAAAUGAGGAUAUUCUGGCAGAAUUCCAUUAUAAAUUUGCAAAAGAGGUUCAACCUACUCGAAGUCUGCUCUCAAAAAUUCACAGGACUGUCACAAUGUAUGUAAAAGAAAUUGUUCUAGCUUACGUAUUCUUCAGAUCAGCCACAAUUAUUUACUUCUGGUUAUGGUGAUUUAAAUCAAAGUCACGCAAAUUCAUGAAGCUUCCUUUGUUUGUAUGGAUUG
Molecule: messenger RNA, 787 nt
Organism: Coccinella septempunctata (seven-spotted ladybird)
Lineage: Eukaryota; Metazoa; Arthropoda; Insecta; Coleoptera; Coccinellidae
Exons: 2
Coding region: 22-735 (237 amino acids)
Source: RefSeq, a predicted model, not a curated record